GAUCAUCAGAGAUCCACCCACCACAAAUAACGAGACUCGCCAAAAUUAGGCAACAAUUCGCAGAUUCUUUGACCAGGCCAAUACAUGGAUGGCAUUUAAUGCGCGAUUCGUACAGGGGGGUAUGAAUCAGCCUUACUCUACUGUUGGUUAUGUCCAACUGAGUUAUGGUUUCAUAGUAGCAUACUAUCAUCCACACUACAGCUAUCGCUACAGAAAUUAUAUAUUAGUAGUAUCUACUCCGACCGAAUCUACACAUUAGACAUACUAUGAUUAGUUGCCAAAGACCGAGGGUAACACCACAAUCCGUUUCUGACUUUUAUCUACACGUCACAAACUCUACAGCUUCGUAGAGCAGUCCACAAGAGUGAUUUCUACUCAUAGCUACUACUAGACAUAACACUAGCCAUGUCCUUUGUAUCCUACUCUCAGACUAGUACUAGGAUACUGCUAUGUUAUUUUGCUUCGUUAAGGGUGACUAGAGGCUAUACUACAC
Molecule: messenger RNA, 493 nt
Organism: Aspergillus welwitschiae
Lineage: Eukaryota; Fungi; Ascomycota; Eurotiomycetes; Eurotiales; Aspergillaceae
Exons: 1
Coding region: 89-259 (56 amino acids)
Source: RefSeq, a predicted model, not a curated record